CUGGGCAUGCAAUACUGGCUUUCUUCAUAUUUGCCUUUCUGUGUGUGUGUGUUUGUGUGUGUGUGUUUGCACUUUAGAAGAGCCAUCAGAAAAGGAUGACUGGUAAGAGUCAGACAAGCAACGUGACCAACAAGAAUGACCCACGUUCCCUCAACUCCAGAGUCUUUAUUGGCAACCUCAACACAGCCAUCGUUAAGAAGGCCGACAUAGAAGUCAUCUUUGCCAAGUACGGCAAAAUCGUGGGCUGCUCCGUUCACAAGGGCUACGCCUUCGUCCAGUACAUGAGUGAGAGGAACGCCCGGGCCGCCGUCGCUGGCGAGAAUGCCCGGAUCAUAGCAGGACAACCGCUGGAUAUCAACAUGGCUGGAGAGCCCAAACCGUACAGGCCUAAAGCUGGCUCUAAAAGACCCCUCUCUGCCGUAUACAGUGGAUAUGAAUUUGACUAUGACUAUUACCGUGAAGAUUUCUAUAAUCGGCUCUUUGACUACCACGGACGCGUGGCCCCGCCUCCAAGGGCCGUCAUCCCUCUGAAACGCUCGCGCGUCGUGGUGCCGUCGACGCGGAGAGGAAAGACUUCGUUCUCCAUCAAAACCUCCACUUCUUCAUCCUCAAGGCCACCCUCAUCCUCCUCCUCCUCCUUUUCCUCCGGCCUCAAGCUGAAGACGGAUCAACUCCAGACAAUCAAGCGUGAGCUGACUCAGAUCAAGCUGAAGAUCGACUCUCUCCUGGGCCGUCUGGAGAAGAUAGAGAAGCAGCAGAGAGCCGAGGCGGAGGCUCAGAGGAAAUAUGAGGAUAACUGUGACUCACUACAUGAGGAGUCCGUGUCAGAGACGGCGGAGAACUCGGCUGAGGAGGCAGGCGAAGGGACGCUAGACGCAGAGGCCGGAGAGAUGACUGACGGCGGAGAGGAUGACUACGACGAAGAGGGCAGCACUGAUCUGAUAGAGAACCAUGUGUCUGACAUUGACAACUAAAGGCCAUGCCAAAUGGGAAAUCAACGCUGCUUUGUCACUGCAGUGUCAGGGGGGAAGGAAGGAUGACAUGAAACUGUGAGAAAAGCUUCAAAGAAAGGGAAAAGGAAAAUUGAACUGAUAACUUUUAGAGAGACAAUGAGAGCAGGCAUGUGAUUGGUCCUGGUGAGAGGUGAAGCAGCACUCAUGGACAAAUCUCUCACGGCCAGUCAUUAUCAACCGCUCAGCAUUUCACUGGCCUUCAUUUGAUUACCUUGAAAUAUUCAUUCGUUCAGAGGAUGGAGCUUAACAUUGCUUGUAUAGAGUGAAAAUAAAAAAUGAACUACUGAGACCUGAUUAUAUGCUUUUUUAAAGUGGUUUUACACACGUAUUAUGAUUUGUCGUGGCAUUAUACGAUGCAUAAUUUUGGUUCUCCAUGUGUAAUCUUCCAGCUUGAAUAUUCCAGCUUGUUUUAUUUUCAUUAAAUGUCUAAGCGAAUUCAACUUUUUUAUCUGUGAUAAUCCAUGUAAAUAUAGUG
Ictalurus furcatus (blue catfish) is the source of this 1488-nucleotide messenger RNA. RefSeq names its product RNA-binding Raly-like protein. Gene Ontology annotation, molecular function: RNA binding. Lineage: Eukaryota; Metazoa; Chordata; Actinopteri; Siluriformes; Ictaluridae. Bases 96 to 974 code for a protein of 292 amino acids. The record is from RefSeq and is a predicted model, not a curated record. The transcript is spliced from 8 exons. Gene Ontology annotation, cellular component: nucleus.